Messenger RNA from Gadus macrocephalus (Pacific cod), 1921 nucleotides. RefSeq names its product trafficking regulator and scaffold protein tamalin (gene tamalin). The transcript has 8 exons. The record is from RefSeq and is a predicted model, not a curated record. NCBI's taxonomy places the organism in Eukaryota, Metazoa, Chordata, Actinopteri, Gadiformes, Gadidae. Gene Ontology annotation, molecular function: protein binding. The coding region runs from base 197 to 1405 and encodes 402 amino acids.
GGUCGGGGACGCGGUUCUCUCUGAGGCCCCGCCCCUGAGUGAAUCACCAGGAGGAACCCUUCAGCUGCUCACAUGUUGCCUAUCACAGUCACAACUACACUGCAGCGGACACUGGGAAGUUCAUCACAUUUUGAGCGAGAGAAUACUUACUCAGUUAUUUGUCUGCACUUGGCAUCUUUAAUAGUGGAGCACAACAAUGACUUUCAGGAGGCUGAAGAAGGUCAAUUCCAACAAUCCUCAGGGUGGAUUAUCAAUUCAGGAUAAUGACAUUUAUUUCCCUUCAUCAAAGUCAGAUAGUUGCAAAACGGUGGAGUUGCGACCAAAUUCCUCGGAGGUUUACAACUACAAAACUUUAGCGUACUCCGGCGGGACAUUGCCCCGGACCUUCAACAGGGGAGGCGGACUGCAGAAAUGGAAACCGCUGGCGCAGUCCCCCGAACCUCAAAGGAAGGUGGUCGUCCUGGAGAAAACGGAGGAGGAGUCCUUUGGUUUUGAGAUCCAGACCUAUGGGCUGCACCACCAGGACCAGAACUCGGUGGAGAUGUGCACGUUUGUGUGCAAGGUGCACGACGAUAGCCCCGCCCAGCAAGCAGGACUCAAAGUUGGGGACACCAUCUCCAGCGUCAACGAGGCCGCCGUUGACGGCUUCCGCCACAAGGAGAUCGUCCAGCUCAUCAGGGCCUGCGGCAACUCCAUCAGGCUGGAGACGGUGUACAGCGACUCCAUACGGAAGGCAGAGCUAGAGGCUCGCCUGCAGUACCUGAAGCAAACUCUGCAUGAAAAGUGGGACGAGUUUCGAUCACUGAUGGUGCAGGAGCAGCGGCUGGUUCACGGCAUCGUGCUGAGCGACGCGGCCGUCUACGAGUCCCUGGAGUCGGCGGGGAUCUAUGGCAGCCUGGGCGCGCCCAGCCCGGCCGUGCUGCGCGCCGCGCGCUGCACGGGCGGCGGCGGCGGCGGCGGCAGCACCAGCAGCAGCGCCAGCGCCCUCAGCACCGCCACCGCCGGCGAGGAGGACCCCCUCUACCAGACCUGCCUCUACCAGGCGGAGCGCACCGGCACCGCUAACGGAACAGGCAACGGCAAGGUGUGCGGCGAGGAGCAGCAGCAGCAAAAGAAGAAGACGGAGGCCCCGACGCCGCAGAGGAAGUUGCGUCUGCGGCCGGCCAGCGAGCUGUUCUCCACGGCCAAGACGCAGCUCACGCGCAGCGCCAGCACGCGCAGCUACGUGCGGGAACCCUCGUCGACCACCGCGUCGACGACCAUUUCCUCGGGCGAGAGGCCGAGCGUCUUGGGGCGAGGCCCGCUGCCCCAGAGGAAGCCCAAGCAGAAGAGCUUCCGCAGGCGGCUGCUCAAGUUCAUCCCGGGGCUGAACCUUCCCCUGGAGGAAGAGGAGAGCAAGCUCUGAGCUCCGAGCCCCAUCGCCCCGUCGCCUCGGCCGGAACGGUGUGAACGCGCUCAGAACUGCGUUGCAAAACCGUCCGACUGGACGCCAAAGACUUGCCAAAGAAUAGCCAUUACAAAACCCUGCCAAAGACUAGAGGCGGAAAGGAAAUGAGACCAAAGUCUUGAUUGUUCAUCUCAAUUGCACCUUAUUUUCCUACACGUGCCUCUGGAGGGUGGGGGCGGGGCUUCGUUCCGGAUGGGGGGGGGGGCCUUUACACCUGUAUAUUUUGACAUUGUACGUUUUUUGGUUGUUUUAAGUUAUUUAUUUAUUUUACUUAAUUGUUUUGAUUGCAUGCACCAAGUUUUAUUUAGUCCUUUUGAAUGAAUGGUGCCUUGUUAAAGUCAGUUUUCAAGACGGAAUUUUGUAUAAAACAUUUUUGGCUGGUUCAGUUUUGUCCUGAUUUAUCACCAAAGUCCAUUUUUUUAAAUAAAUAUGUUGCAUUUUGGUUACGACUUGCUUGUUUGUAUCCCUGUAGAA